This is a messenger RNA of Aspergillus ibericus CBS 121593, 264 nucleotides long. Its product is annotated as profilin. The record is from RefSeq and is a predicted model, not a curated record. The annotation marks the transcript as partial. The transcript is spliced from 2 exons. Lineage: Eukaryota; Fungi; Ascomycota; Eurotiomycetes; Eurotiales; Aspergillaceae. Gene Ontology annotation, cellular component: cell cortex. Gene Ontology annotation, molecular function: actin monomer binding.
CCUGAGGAGGUGCAAAGCCUAUUGAAGGGGCUUAGCGAUGCGAGUCCUCUAUAUUCUGAUGGGAUUUAUUUCGAGGGACAGAGAUACCUGGUGGUCCUAGCAAAUGAACGAUUCAUUCAUGGCAAGAAGGACAAGGAAGCCGUGUAUGCGGUUAAAACGAAUCAGACUUUUAUAUUGGCGCAUAGUCCCGAGUGGGUGCAACAACCGGAGGCUGCAAAGGUUGACGAACAUCUUGGGGAUUAUUUAAUCGGGGCAGGACUCUGA